Messenger RNA from Populus nigra (black poplar), 1754 nucleotides. RefSeq lists its product as uncharacterized. Bases 235 to 1380 code for a protein of 381 amino acids. Gene Ontology annotation, cellular component: protein-DNA complex; nucleus. The record is from RefSeq and is a predicted model, not a curated record. Lineage: Eukaryota; Viridiplantae; Streptophyta; Magnoliopsida; Malpighiales; Salicaceae. Gene Ontology annotation, molecular function: DNA-3-methyladenine glycosylase activity; alkylated DNA binding; DNA-7-methylguanine glycosylase activity. Gene Ontology annotation, biological process: DNA alkylation repair; base-excision repair, AP site formation; base-excision repair. The transcript has 2 exons.
GAUCACAAUAACUCAGAUACAUCUUCUUUCCUUCUCAGACGCAGCGACCAAGCGAGCGUCAAUCCUAAAAUUUCCGAUACCCCGUUUCACACCCUUUCACCCCCACAAAAUUAAAAUAGCAAAUACCUGGCUCCACCACUCACCACCACCACCACCACCACAACAACCACCGCCGCAUCCACCACUACUGACACUAAAAUAGUCAACCCUAAUCCCUAAUUUGACCGAUCACUGAUGGGCGAACAGACCCAAAUCCAACCUCAACCACAACCUUCCCAAUCAGAAUCCCAGCCUCUGCCACAAAUCGAAACCCAGGCUUACACUCAGCCACUCAAUGACCCCACCACCACUGUAAUAACCACUACUACCACGGAAUCAACCACUAUCCCACCACCAAUCACAUCUCCUCCCGCAAAAAUCCCUUCCCGUCCUCGUAAAAUCCGUAAACUCUCACCCGAUUCUGCUGUUGUCACCACCGUUAACGAUCCUAAUUCCACCCAAACCUCCAUCAAAAACACAACUGAACCACCCAGAACCACUGCAACCAAAACCCCAAGAACUAAAACCGCCCAACAUCGAGCAAUCGUCGCACUCGCUCCGCGGAUCAUGGCACGAUCUCUAACAUGUGAAGGUGAACUUGAAAACGCAAUUCGCCAUCUCCGUAACGCUGAUCCACUCCUUGCUUCCUUAAUUGACAUUUACCCACCCCCUACCUUUGAUACCUUCCCUACUCCUUUCCUUGCUCUCGCUCGUAGCAUUCUUUACCAGCAACUUGCUUUUAAAGCAGGGACUUCAAUUUACACGCGCUUCAUUUCGCUUUGUGGCGGCGAGGCUGGAGUUUUACCGGAAACAGUUCUUGCUUUGACUCCACAACAGUUGAGGCAAAUUGGGGUUUCUGGGCGUAAAGCGAGUUACCUUCAUGAUCUAGCUAGGAAGUAUCAAAAUGGGAUUUUAUCGGAUUCUGCGAUUGUAAAUAUGGAUGAUAAAUCUCUUUUUACUAUGCUUACAAUGGUAAAUGGGAUUGGUUCUUGGUCAGUGCAUAUGUUUAUGAUUUUUUCGCUGCAUAGACCGGAUGUGUUGCCAAUUAAUGAUCUUCAAGUGAGGAAAGGGUUGCAAGUGCUUCAUAACUUGCCGGAGUUGCCACGCCCAUCACAGAUGGAUCACCUGUGUGAAAAAUGGAGGCCGUAUAGGUCGGUUGCAUCAUGGUAUCUUUGGAGAUUUCAAGAGGUAAAAGGGUCACCUUCGAGUGCUGUGGCAUUGGCUUCAAGUGGUAAUUUGACACAACAACAGCAGGAGGAACAACAGCACCAGCAGGAGCCUCAGCUUAUUGACCCGAUAAACAGCAUUCUCAAUCUUGGGGCCUGUGCUUGGGGACAAUGAUUGGAACUUUAGGAUGAGAAGUUAUUCUUCUAUCCAGCAAUCAUUUGAGGUGCUUCCAGAGCUGUGCAAAAAAGUUGGACGCUACUCGUGAAAAGCCUGGAUAUCCUAGACAUCAAGAGAUAUUGGUACUUGCCUCUUGCUUUGAAAAUUAAAUAAGACUAGAUGUGGUCAAGCUCUGUUGUCUUUGUAAAAGAUUGGAUUUUGUCAUCAGGACUUUCUUAUAGGACAUAAUAGAGUUAGAAGAGCUCGCUCCAUGUUUUUGCCUUUUGACUGUGGUUGGCUAUUUGUAUCCUGGCUAUACAAUUAGAACCUUUAUCAGCGGAGGCAAUUGCUCUUAUCAAUGGAUGGUCGCAAGCAGACAAUGUACAUAGAAA